ACAACUUCACCAGAAAAAUUAUCGAUAUCACGUUGGAUCACUUUUCCCGGCUAGAAAAAAAAGACUCCUUUUAAUUAAUUUUAAUAAAUUUUAAAAAGUGUUUUAAAAUCAGUGUAAAUUAAUUAUAGAAACUAAUUAUUUACAUAUUCUAAUGAUUGGCGCUUGAAUUUGUAAACAAAAAAAAAAAAAAAUAGUUGCUCAAUGUUUUUGCAUUUCUCAUUUUUAUUGUACGCUAGUUGGUGUGGAGUGGAAUUAAAUUGUAUAAUACACCAUAUCCACAUAUAGGUGGCGCAAAAGUGUGAAUUAAAAUAGAACAAGUUCUUUGAUUGGUCGAACCAUAUUUUAAAGAUUUUUCUUCUAUCGUGCAAAGAUUUAAUAAUUUUUAAUUAAAUUUAAUACUAAAAUAUAAUUUUAAAUAUUUUUAAAAAAUUAUAAAAAUCCAUAAAAACUCACAAACAAUAGUGAUUAAUUGUAAAAUUCUAAAAUAAAAAUUUCCCACAAAGCAAUUAAAGAAAAAAAUGGCGGAAUCAAUUUUAACCAAUUGCAACGAAGCUUGUAUUUGACUCGUAGACGACAGAACGGCGGUCAUUUUUUCGUGUUGAAAUUUUACAUUGAAAGUUUAAAGAAUAAGCAACAUAAUUUAAAAAUCAAAACAAAAAAAAAAAAAAAACUGAUAUGUAAUUUAAGGUAUAAACAAUAAACAAAAUUUUUCAUUUCAUCUGCAAGAUAACACCGCGAUUUGCUGCAACCAAAUGCAAUCCAACUCUCCAAUGAUGUCAACAGACUCAAACUUUUAAAACAUUAUUUUGUAUACACUUUUUGUUGGGGGAGAUUUUUUUUUUGAGUAAAUUUUAAGUAAAAAAAAAAAGUAUUUUCAUUAUGACUGGAAGAGGGACUCGCAAAAGGGGCAGGCCACCAAAAACGCCAAAUGAUCGAAGUAAUAAGUUUAGUUAUCAAUUGUUGAAGAAACCCAAGUAUUUAACAAAGACGAAGCCAGAAUCUCAGUUUAGUACUCCGUCGGCAUCGAGGGCUUCGUCGCCACCGGAGAGCGAUACAAGUCGGAGGAGUUUGAAUCGUUCCCAGCAGCAGCCAAAGGUGAAGGCGACUCGUGGUCGAGGAAGACGUUCGGGUUAUAGUCAAGCAUCGCAAUCGACAUCGUUCUCCAGAAAAGGUUAUGAGUCCGAAUAUCAUUAUGGUUCAGACUUUGGAGAUUCCACAGAUAAAAGCGAUGUAGAUGACGACCCAUUAAUCAUGUCCCCAUCAGAGGAAGAAAGUGUCGGAGGAGACAAUGUUAGCGAAGAUGAAUUUUCCGAAUGUAGUUUUGGUCAAAGUGGCUUAGGUCGACCAUCUCGUCCGCCCAGUCCCGAUCCAAUCUGGUUACAAGAUCGAGAAGUUGAAACACUGGAUCUUCCAAAAUCAUCUGAUGACUUGCUCAUAUCCAACGCAUUAUCCCUACGAGCUGUACAAAUUUUCGAAGUCUUACGCCGAUUUCGUCACAUAGUUCGUAUAUCGCCAUUUCGUAUUGAAGAUUUUUGCGCUGCAUUAAUGUGCGAAGAACAAAGUUCUUUAUUCGUAGAAAUUCACAUAAUGCUAUUGAAGGCUAUAUUACGCGAAGAAGACAUUCAAAGUACACACUUUGGUCCGCUCGAUCAAAAGGACAGUGUCAAUAUAAGUUUAUUUUUAAUAGACAAUAUAACAUGGCCAGAAGUUUUACGAAGUUAUGUGGAGAGUGAUUCCAUAUUCGAUCGUACUGUUCAUGAUAUAUUAGAAUCAAAAGAAUAUCCACACUCGGGUGUGGAAGAUAGAUUAACCGUUUUGCAAUUCCUUACCGACCAAUUGCUCUACACCACUGCAGUGCGUGAUGUUAUGCUUCAGGAAGGCCCCAUACAUUAUGAUGAUCAUUGUCGUGUUUGCCAUCGUUUGGGAGAUCUGCUAUGUUGUGAAACUUGCCCGGCUGUCUUCCAUUUAGAAUGUGUCGAUCCGCCUCUAGUUGAUGUGCCCACAGAAGAUUGGCAAUGUAAUCUCUGUCAAUCACACAAAGUAUCUGGCACAGUUGAUUGUGUUUUGCCACAAGAAAAACAAGGUGUCCUCAUACGUCACGAUUCAUUAGGCUUGGAUCGACAUGGCCGAAAAUAUUGGUUUGUAGCGCGUCGAAUUUUUGUUGAAAAUCAAAAUGGAACCGAAAUUUGGUAUUACACCACACCGCCACAAUUGGAAUUACUAUUAUCUUCCUUGGAUGCAACUGAUUUAGAAGCAGGUCUUUGUAAGGAGAUAAACGACAAAAAAGAAGAAAUCACCAGACAGAUGAAACUCACAGAAAAACUAACUAACGAAAAUAAAUUAAACAAAAAGUCCUACAUUGAUUUUGAAAAUGAUAAAAUCAAUCAGAUUUUAAAUAAAUCUGCAACAGAAAAUGAAGAUGCCGAAAUGAAAGAAGAUGAACCUGCUGCACAGCAGGAUGUGCGAGUAAUAACUAGGCAAAAACAAAAUCAAAUAAACACUGGAACAUUGUAUUUUAAAUUGGGCAUGGAGAAUGGUUUUAAAUCCUAUGUCAAUCAGUAUACAGUCAAUCCGAUUGCUUUGAAUAAACCUCAACGAAAUGAGGAACGUGACAAACGAAGGCAUCUCUCUCAUAAAUUCUCCCUAACCACAGCAUCCGAAUUUAAAUGGUUAGGCAAUUCCAAUGGAACAGCGACAAAUGUUUUGAAUACACUGAGACAAACUCUAAUGAGUUUCGAACAAAAUAUAGCUUCGUCAUUUAUGAUUACCAAUUGGAGUACAAUUCGAAAAAUUUGGAUCACAUCGGUGCAUAAUUCGACAAAACCAUCUGAUUUUUCGUAUGUCCUUUUAUUGCUGCAAGCUUGCUUUAAAUCGGUUAUCUUUGCAAAUGUAUGGCAUGAACAAUUGGGUCAUAUUAAAUUCCAUCGAACAACCUCGGCUGAACGAGAAGAAAGAAAAAAGAUUGAAAAGCGAGAAAAACGAGAACGUGACGAUGAAGAGGAAAGAAAUCGAUUAGCUUAUAAUUAUGUUAAGUAUUCGCUAGGCUUGAAACAUCAAGUUUGGAAACAAAAAGGCGAAGAAUAUCGCAUCCAUGGCCAAUGGGGUUGGAUAUGGAUGUCAUAUUUCCGACAAGCUCAACGUAAUCGUCGUUUCUGUGAGAAGAAUUGUGUCAGUAAAGUGACACUACACAUUACUACAAACAAUGACGAGCAUAAAAUCAUCACUGUUGACCCACGAACAUAUAAUUUCUUAAAACAAUGCGAACGAUCAGCACAGAAAGGCCUCGAUUAUGGUUAUAUUGAAGAUUUCAAACACAUUAAAAUUGUCGAAUUCAAUGGUAGUGAAAAUAUUGAUGUUAUCGAUGUUUCCAAAUCCCUUACAGCUACAGGUCGAUUAUUUUACCCGAAAAUUGGAAGAAAAAGUAAAUUGGAUGAUUUGCUAUCGAAGAGAAUACUUCUGAAAGAAGCCGAAGAGCAAAAGAUGUCUAAUGUUAACAAAGUUGAAGAUUUGCCAAUGCCAUCGAAAUCCGAGAUUACACAAGCAACUAAUAGUAAAAAGGAAUCAAUAUUAGAGCGACAAAUUCUUCGUUUAGUUGAACAAAAACAUAAUUCACAAUCGAAUAGUGUUAAUCUAGAAUUAGUUAAUACAUUGGCGAAAAAAAUCCAAUCGGUUCGAUUACAAUUUAGUCUGUUAAAUAAAUUUGCCAAGCAAUAUCGUUGUUAUACAAAAGAUUGCAAUACAAAUUCUAAUGCAGUUUCUCAGAUAACAGCAAACACUUGCUAUUCGCCAUUAUGCUUGCAAAAAGCUAGAGCGAAGAAAGAAUUGCUUCUGUUAUUGAGAAAAGCCCAUACAGCUGGUAAUGGUUCGAAAGAAACAGUAGCAGCAAUUUUGGGUGCUGUAAAGAAGCCCUCAAUUUUGGAACAAAAAUUAAUGGAAGGCAAGGGCAAAGAUCCACAUGUGGGAGGUGGUAAUGGAAUAGAUGAUUUAGAUGAUAAGUCAUUUGAUGAAUGUCCAAUUGAUUUGAAACAAGAUUUUCAAGUUGCCUUUGACAAUGCUAUAAACUAUGAAGAUCAUUUGCUUACAUCAAAUUAUACUCCGCUGCAUGUAAAGCAGGAGGAAACUGAUAUUAAAAGUGAAUUAUGUGACGAUGAGGCGGGAGGAGAAGCCAAAUCAACAAACAAUCAAGAUGAAUUUGGUGGUCCAUCAAAGAAUCUUGAUGAAGAUGGUUGUUUGGGCGCUGCUGGAGCAGAUAAUUUUGUUGAUAAUUUGGAUGUUUGUAGUAAUGUUGAAGUCGAAAGUACAGAUGCGGAUGCCAUUUCGAAUUUAUUACUUGAACAAGAAAAUGAAAAUGAAGAAGUAAUGUCAUCUGCUAAAAAACGCAAGACCAAACUGCGAAGUAAAAAUGGAAGUGCUAAAGAUGUAGUAAGUUUUAUUCAGCCAAUGGAACAUUGUGCACCAACGCCAGUUAGACAAAAUAGACGUUUCCCAUUGCAUCCACCGCGAGUGAUUAAACGUGAGGAUAAUAUAAAGAUUGAACCGGAAUUGGGUCCGAAUGGUAUGGAGCGUCUUUAUUCGGCGACACAGACACGUGGGAAAAUCUAUUUGGUUCGUGAUUUGAAGAAAGUUAAUGCUGUUAAGAAAACUACCCCUACAACAAGCACAACCACAACAUCAACUACAACCGCAACAACAACCGCCGCUGCUGCAGAUACACCAACAUCAUCAACUGUCAUUUCAAAAUAUCCAAUAAUAUCUAGUUUUUACACAAAGAACUUAAACAAAAGCCUUAUGGUUCUUCCAAAAUAUGAACUUUUAAAAUUGGCUAGAGCUGGUGGUAAAUUGCAAAUAAACGGUUAUCAUCAUUUGGCCAAAAAUAAUACAACUGUAUGGCCAUAUCCGUGUUCGAGGCCAUUAUUUAAAACAUGCUGGUUAUAUAGGACUACGAAUUGUCCAACAAUAGCAGCAAUUGCAUUACAAUUAAGAAUAUUAUAUUGUUGUUUGAGAUGGGAUGAUAUGAUUGCAAAACCGCCUUCGCUGGAUGGAAAACAUCAAAUAACAACUGACACGGAAAUUGUCACUCAAGAAUUAUUGAAACUUAAGCACUAUGGUAAAUGUAAUGAGAAAACUCAGUAUUUAAGGAGGAAGGUUGUUAUUCCGUUGGAAUUGCCGAAAACUAUUCGAGAGGUUACAUCUAUUCGAUCUGGUUUGCGCAAGAGAAAACGUGCCGAAUCUCCCCAACAAACUGAACCCCAAGUUUCCGAAGAAUGGGUCGAUGAAGAUAAACUUGAACUAUGGGAAAUCAAACUAUUUGGCGAGAAACAAGAAAAAAUACGCUCAUCAAUGAUAAGCAGAAGUGCUCAUUUGAAACAACUCGAAAGUGCAUCUUCCAGUAGUACAUCGAGUAGUUCUUCUAACACAAAUAAUUCAACUGUUUCCAAAACACCAACAUCCAAAUUCUCAAGUGAUGAGAUGAAAGAUAAAAUGGAACAACAAUUAAAGCUGCAGCGGGCUGUGCAUCAGCAGAAAAAAUCGGCAGAAAAUAAACAAGCUAUUGCUAAGGCAAGUCCAGCUCAACCUAAUCGAAGGGUUAUUGUUAGAAAUCCUGAUGGAACUACAAGAGUUAUACACCAAACUGUAGUUACACCAUCAACACAGACUGUCAAGACAUCAAACAACAAUGUUAUAAACAAAACAACUGCAGAAACAGCAACCGCGACAACUACGACAACAACCACUGAAACACCUGCACCAGCACCACAACAACAACAACAACCUACCCAGCAUAAGGUGCAAAUAAUUCGUGGUCCUGAUGGUAAAGUAAGUGUGCGUGGCUUAAGUCCUGGACAGCAGCUUAUACAAAUGCCUGAUGGCAAAUUACAUGUCCUAACAACAACACCAGUGAACGCUAAUAAAACUACAGCUGUAGUUAAAACCUCGGCGGUGGCGAAUAAUAAAGCAACUCAUAAUCCAGUUCUUCCUACGACUACAACAGUUAAGCAAUUAGCUGUGAAGCAAGUAGUGAAGCAGCAACAAGUCGUCCAACAAACAAAUGUUGUAAAACAAAUAGUCAAUCGGGAAAUUCAACAAAAGGUAACAACAAAUACUAUUGCAUCUACAUCGCAGGCCGUUAAAAAUGGUUCACAGGUUCCUGUCACCCAAACUGUGCACAAAGUUCUAACAACUGGCGGACAAAUUGUGCAAGCAACACCGGUCAAAAAGCCUACAAACCUACAGCAACUGAUUGUUCAACCAGGCCAGAAACUUUUAGUUGGUCAAAAUGCUCAGGGCCAAAAAGUUUUAAUAUCUUCACCUACACAACAAAAUAUACAACCUGCUCCAACACAAACUAUACAAACUGUUACACAAGCGGCUCCGCAUCAAGUGGUAUUGAACUCACAACCGACUCAAAAGGUUAUUCAACAGAUUGUCAAUACGAGUAAUGUUCAGCAACAAAUUAUGGUUGGUGGCCAGAGAAUAAUACUUAGUCCGGGUCAAACGAUUGUUACCCAAAGAUCAGUACCGCAAUCGUCACCGGUGCAAGUUUUACAGCAGCAAAUAAUACAACCAGCUCAGCAACAGCAGCAAAUACAGCAACAACAACAAAUGGUUAUUCAUACACAAUCGCCACAACAAGUUGAAACAAGAACGCAAGUUGUUCCUAAGUUGAAAGUACAGAAUCAAGUACAAACUAUAAGUCAACAAAUUCAACAACAACAACAGCAGCAACAAUUACAACAACAGCAAUUGCAACAACAGCAGCAACAACAACAACUGCAGCAACAACAACAGCAGCAACAACAACAACAACAACUGCAGCAGCAACAACAACAGCAACAGCAGCAACAACAACAACAACAGAGUGUUGAAUCCAAUACAGUAUCAUCACAACAACAACUCGUGGUGCAAAAUUCAGCCUUGGCCCAACAAUUGGCCCAAGGUAAACUUCAAGUGGCUAACGUUAAUGGUCAACAAGUCGUAAUUAAGCCGUUGGGCAAUAAUCAAGCACAAAUUGUCGCACAUAUCAAAACUCAAAGCGACGGAACUGCCCACAUUGUAUCGAGUAUGUUAUUAAAUGAUAAUCUAAAAGAAUCACCACCUGCAGCUGUUAAUAAACAAAAUACUACCGUAGUUCAGCAGCAGAUGAAAUCUCCUACAACAACAAUGAGCGAUCACAUAACCAAAGAUAAUAAAAUGGCAACAAGUGAUCAUAAUAACAUGUAUUCAGCGCAACAAGAAGAACCACAACAGCAACAACAACAACAACAGCAGCAGCAACAACAGCAAGAGCCAACUUGUACAACAAUCGAACAGAGACUUUUGCAAGGACAACCGCCUGGAACCGUACUUAAAUGUGUGACAGCGCAGGUUAUACAGACUGAACAUGGACCGAGAAUUGUUUUGCAAGGAUUGAUUGGAAAUGACUUUACGCCACAACAACUUGCACUGGUUCAACAGCAGGUCAAACAACAGUUAUUAAAAGCUCAAGAAUCCAGUGGCAAACAGGGUGUAUUAGGGCCAACGAAAAUCUAUAUAGCUGUUCAGCCAUCCACUACUGUAAUCCAACAAAAUUCACAUUCCCAGCCCUCGCCAUUAGUAUCUGUGCAACAAAACCAACAAGUCCAGCAUGACCGUAUUGAAUCCAUUGAAAGGAAUUCAAGUGAAGGCUUUGCUCAAAUUAAAAAGGAAAGUAAUGAAAAUAAAACCGAAAUAUACCCAAAUCAAAUCGAGACAAAACAAAACAAAAUUAUAACACCAGGAAAAAUACAAAAAGAUGUAGUAAAAAUUGUGUCAAGCUUAAACCUGGAUAAUAAUCAAUCAUUUGUUAUAACUCCUGAUUAUAUACAACAAACAAUAAAAAAUGCGCUCAAACAAGAAAAUCUCAACCCAGAAAUAGAAGAAAAACUAAUAAACCUGCAACGAUACCAGGAACGCCAAAUGAAAUCAGAUCAUCCACAAGCAACAACUACAACAACAACAACAACCAACAACAACAAUACAAAUUUGAUUUCGAAUGUAAAUAUUUUUUCAUCACCACAAGUGAUACAACAUACACCUAGAAAGCGAAACAACAGUAGCAGAAUUAAUAAAGAUGAAGAUGCAGAAGUAGUAUCGGCCAAAUCGAAGAAUUUAUGUUUGUCUUUCGGUGCAUUUGCGGCAGCAGGAAAAGCAGAAAAUAAUAAUAAUUCUUCAAAUGAAAAUAAAGGCAAACAUGACAAUGAUAAAAAGAAAACAGCUGCACAACUUAAUCGAUUACAUCGACAUAAAGAAUUAUUGAAAAAAGAUAUAUUAAAAAAGCGGGCAAUUCUAGAAAGAGUAUUACACAUUGAAAUUCAGCGAGAAAUUGCAUCUGCGAUGCCAGAACUUCAAGAAAAUGAAGCAAGAAGUUUAAAUAAUUUCAAAUCAGGAUCAGAUGAACAAUCACCACGUGAUAAUAAUGAAGAGAUUCAAACAUCAAAUAAACAAAAGAAAGGUUCAAAGUUCCCGGGAAUGUCGAAAAAACGUGAAAAAUUGUAUUGUAUUUGCAAGACACCUUAUGAUGAUACCAAAUUUUACGUUGGUUGUGAUCUAUGUAGCAAUUGGUUUCAUGGUGAAUGUGUUGACAUAACCGAGGAAGCUUCGAAAAAAUUAUCUGAAUUUAUUUGUGAAGAAUGUCGUCGUGCUAGAGACACUCAAGAAUUAUAUUGCUCAUGCAAACAGCCAUAUGACGAAUCACAGUUUUACAUUUGCUGUGAUAAAUGCCAGGACUGGUUCCAUGGCCGUUGCGUUGGUAUUGUUCAAAGUGAAGCUGAAUUUAUCGAUGAAUACAUAUGCCCUGAUUGUCAACGUAACAAUGACAUCAAUAUGGCAAACAUGAAAAGCCUUACCACUAAUGAAUUUGAAGAAUUAAAAAAACUUAUGAAGCAAAUGCAGAAUCACAAAAAUGCGUGGCCUUUUAUGGAACCGGUAGAUCCGGAAGAAGCCCCGGACUAUUAUAAAGUUAUUAAAGAGCCAAUGGAUUUAAAAAAAAUCGAAAAGAAAAUUAACGCUCAGAUAUAUACAAAACUAUCUGAGUUCAUUGGAGAUAUGACAAAAAUAUUUGAUAACUGCCGCUAUUACAAUCCUAAAGAAUCUGCAUUUUAUAAAUGUGCGGAAAGCGUUGAAGGAUAUUUUGUUCAAAAAAUUAAAAACUUUCGAGAAACCGUGGCAAGUAGUGCUUCAUGCAAUGUGAAAUAAUAUUAAUUAAUAAUAAUAAUAUAAUUAAUAUAAUAUAUUUGUAUUUAUAAAUUUAAUAAUAUUAUAUAAUUAAUUAAUUAAUUAAUCAAAUAAUUCGUUAAUUCGUGUAAAUUUUGCUAUUCAUUUUUAAGUAUUUUAAGUAAAUAAGUGAAAUGUGUAGUAAAGUAAUAAGUUUUAAGCUU
Molecule: messenger RNA, 9395 nt
Organism: Episyrphus balteatus (marmalade hoverfly)
Lineage: Eukaryota; Metazoa; Arthropoda; Insecta; Diptera; Syrphidae
Gene: E(bx)
Product: nucleosome-remodeling factor subunit NURF301
Exons: 15
Coding region: 880-9213 (2777 amino acids)
Biological process (GO): regulation of transcription by RNA polymerase II
Cellular component (GO): NURF complex
Molecular function (GO): RNA polymerase II cis-regulatory region sequence-specific DNA binding
Source: RefSeq, a predicted model, not a curated record